Molecule: messenger RNA, 1483 nt
Organism: Lycium barbarum (goji berry)
Lineage: Eukaryota; Viridiplantae; Streptophyta; Magnoliopsida; Solanales; Solanaceae
Product: probable E3 ubiquitin-protein ligase RHA4A
Exons: 3
Coding region: 522-1214 (230 amino acids)
Source: RefSeq, a predicted model, not a curated record
UCGACACGAAUACGAUAACAUUUUUUAGGAGUCCGAGCAAUAUUAGGUUUUCAGAUGCUAUUUAUUAGAGAUGUGACAAAGUUUAUCAUUAUCAUUAUUUAUCUGUUCCCAAUGGGAGAACUAUGAUUGAAUACUAUGCAAAAAAGAUGUAGAUGAGAAGAGAGUGGGAUGAGGGACCUGGAGUUGGGGCCUUUUCUUUUUUCUUUUUAUAUGUUUAAAAUCUCAGUGGCAGGUUAUGAGCAUAUCACAUAAAUGAAAAAGUGUAAAUAAAGUAAUCAUACAAUGUUGAUCACUUAAUUGAUCCCAAAAGCACUUCACAUUUUCAAAACUCAAUUAAAAUCCCAAAUAAACAUGCCUUUUUUCACCUUUUGCAUUUUAUUCUCAUACAAUUUUUUAUCCUGGUUUGUAUAUAAAAGCUAAGGUUUCUGUAUAUAUUAGCUUAUAACUUGUAAUAUUUUUUCCAUUAAACCUUUUAUCCAUUAAACCUUUUAACAAAACUGAGUUUCAAGAGUUUAUUUUCAAUGGGGAUUCCUGAAGUUCCUAGCCCACCUGAUCACUUGUAUCCUCAAGCACUUCAACUUAAACUUUAUCAAGCUUUCAUCUUCUCAAUCCCAAUACUAUUUUCUAUAAUCUUAUUUCUGUUGUUUUACUUGUUUUAUCUCAAAAGACGGGCUUCUAUUGGUUCUAAUUCCUCUGUUGCAACACUUCCAAGAAGUUCAAAUCAAGCUAUUAUUCAUGGUGAAGUAGAUGUAAAGGGGAUGCUCAACAACAAGCUUCCAGUCAUACUAUUUGAUGAAGAUUCAAUGACGAGGGAUUCACAGUGUUGUGUUUGUUUGGGAGAAUUUGAGAUCAAAGAAGAGCUGCACCAGCUACCUUCUUGUAAGCACAUUUUCCAUGUGGCAUGUAUACGCCAUUGGCUCCGUUCAAAUUUCUCUUGUCCGCUCUGUAGACACCACGUCAUUAUUACCAACAAAAAUCCGCAACCAGCUUCUAAUAACAACCCUACGAAUAUCAGCGAAGGGGAAAGGGAACAACACGAUAGAACGGUUAUCAAUAAUAUUAGCAGAGAAGAGCACGAGCAGCAUGUGGUGAUAAUAGAAGAAUUGUCUAGUGCUAGUAGUUCAUCCUCUAGCACUGUUGAUAAUACUGAGAGGGAUUAUUCUUCACAUGUAGAAGCUCUUGUAAUUAGUAUUGAUAAGACCCCUGAUACAUGAAUUUUAGGUAUUUUCUCGGAUAAAAUUGGAACAAUAUAGAGAGGAUUUAUGUGACCCCUACACAAUGAUGACACACAAAUCGAGAAAUGGUCCAAAUUUUCCUUGGGAAAAAAAGGAAUUUGAGGGACUGCUUAAUUUUGCUGCAUUUGUGGAAUUGUAUAUAUAGAACUGGGAGUUUAUGAUACCAUGUUUUACACAGCAGUAUCUGAUUAUUAGAUGGAACUUUGCAAGAUCGUGAUUUUAAUUUACUUCUCAUUUAAAAGAAUGCA